AUUGGAACAUGGCGCGGGAAGCCCGGGAAGAGACGGAGAUGGAGGUUCGGGGGGAAGAAGACGCAGAGACCGACCGGUUCUCUGCCUCCUCUUUAAAACUCUACGAAACCCAGUUUUUCGGCUUCACCCCGCAGACGUGCCUGCUGCGGAUCUACAGCGCCUUCCAGGACUGCCUGUACGACAUCCUGCCGGUGGUGGAGGAGGUGUGUGUCCGCCAGCUGAGCAAGGGCGAGCCGGGCGCCGAGGAGAAGCUGCGGAGCCGUGCCCGGGAGAGCAGCCGGCGGCUGCAGCAGUUCCUGGACCAGCGCUUCAAGCAGCUGUCGGGCCGGAUGGAGGCGCUGCUGCUGCCGCGGUGCUUCACCGUCCCCACACGGGUGCUGCUGCCCGAGGACCAGAAGCACCACAGCCGCCCGCAGGACCCGCAGGAGGUGCUGAAGCUGGAGUCGUCCUUGGCAGAGCUCCACGCUACCUAUGAAGCAGAGGUCUAUGCCAGACAAGCACUGCAAGCUGAGUUGGAGGAGCAGAGGGAGGUGCAGCAGCAGCUGGACGGGAUCCUGGCAUGGAUCAGUGAGCUCCAGGCAGCCUGGGUGAAGGAAGGCAAUGGAAACUUCCAGGAAAGUUUCCGACUGGCGAUGGAGUCUGUAAAUAAACUUCAGGAGGCCGUCAAGGAGGUUCUGGUCUGCAGCAAAACACCCGACUAAACUGACCGGUGACGUGUAAUGUAAAUAAAAAGCAGAUGGUGAUUUGUCUUAAUACCGAGGAAGUUUCUACCUCCUCCGUACUUGUUUUUGAACUUCAAAUGAAACAUCGGGAUGGCGGUAUUUGGUUGUCGAUCACAUAUAAAUAAAUGAUUGGUAUGGGGUUAAAACAACUCUAGUUUAUUAUUCGAAGGAAAACUUUUGAUAAGGGACCAAAAUGAAUUGAAGCAGUUUUGAGUGAGAACAUGAAGAAUAUGUUUAAGCCUCCUACAAGAUUUAAAAGUGUCAUUCCACUAAGUGAUGGUGUUGUUUCAUAGACAGACUGAGGUAAUCUAUUUUUGUCCGUGUCCAGAAAAGGUAUAAAAAGGACUGCUUGACCUGACCUCUCUAUCUGGUCAUCUUGUAAUAGGUCUGUUUCAGUCAAUCAUCAAUGUCUUGCAAACUUGUUAAAAGGUGCAAAACAAAGAGUUCAUAAUAGUUUCUGCUUCCGUAGAGUUGGAUUGGUACUAAUACAUUUAUGACGAGAUAGGCAAGUGUUGACACUAGUAAUGUUAAAACUCAAAACUGCUUUAAUUCACGUCAAUUUGCUCCCUAUCAAAACUUAACUAAGAGACUAGGAGUCGUUUUAAUUCAGCUAAUUUAAUUUCUGGAAGAAGUUAAGGAUGUGAUGCGAGUCCCCAGCAGAGGGCGCUCUCCGCCUGAACACCAGAUCUACAGUUGCUGUGCAGAACUGAGGGACAAAAUAUAACUGGACUUCCAGUUUCAGGAUGCCAGACAAGUAAACCAAGUAUCUUUCGUGUAAUUUACUGAUAUUUUAUAAUUUAAAAUGGUAAACAAUUUUGUUGAAAAAGUAAAGGGGGAAUCCAUAAAUUGUUGUCCUACUGGAUUCACCAUUUGUUACAAUGUUACAAUUUUGUACAAUGUUUUAUCUGGCUCUUUUGAAGAAUCAGUCUUUGCUUGCACUGUAAAAGAAACUUCACGCCCACUUUUGUCUUCACUUGUUAACUCAUUUGUUAUACACUUUUUUUUUUUAAUUCCCAGAAAUACUGGUUGAAAGAAAAAUGAAUGUAAAUCAUAUUGUCAUGGCUUGUCAUAAUUUAAAUUCCAAUGAUCAUAUUUCUUAAUGUAGAAGGAUUUAUAUAAUGUUUGUGAUGUCUUUCUCACACCCUGCCACUAAUAUCAGCAUUAACCUUGUUUAAGUAUGUGCCUGUAAAACAGUUUUUAGACAUCUUUUUAGCUCUCUCUCUAUUUGGAUCCAUCAUAACUUGUGCAGUCCUUGCCAUCCUCAAAACUGAAUACAGGAUGCUUUUUUCCCUUUAUUCCACCAAAGGAAAAAGUUGUAGUUUUCCAACUUCUGUAUCUCUUCAAAGAAAGUAGUAAUUAAUGGACUACAAAUAUUUUACUUGUGAUAUUUAAUGAAAGUUUUUGUAAAGUAAAUGCCCUACACAAACUGACCGUUCCUGUUUGAGACCAGUAGGGGGCAGCACCUGCAUGUCGCAAUCAACGUAGUUGAAAGAUGUUUCACACAUGCAGUUCCCUAAGAUGUCUAAUAUUGUUAUAUAAAUAAAAUGUAUUUGAAUUGUCUUUUGGAUGUGAUCUAGGAGUCAAAUGCCAUGCAAGA
Molecule: messenger RNA, 2319 nt
Organism: Cololabis saira (Pacific saury)
Lineage: Eukaryota; Metazoa; Chordata; Actinopteri; Beloniformes; Belonidae
Gene: mis12
Product: MIS12 kinetochore complex component
Exons: 2
Coding region: 9-701 (230 amino acids)
Biological process (GO): kinetochore assembly; mitotic sister chromatid segregation; protein localization to kinetochore
Cellular component (GO): chromosome, centromeric region; nucleus
Source: RefSeq, a predicted model, not a curated record